AUGUCUCAGCCCGGAGACGCAGACUGGAAGUGGUUUCCCAAUGUCAAGGCAGGAUGGUCCCUCGACGUCGUGAACCUCCUUGUCGUCAUUGGCGAGUCUUCCAUCGCCGAACACUCCCAGGCUAUUACGGCCUCUCUCCCCGGUAUGCUGCCUCGCAUUCUACCUGCGCCUCAAGCUCUCCUCAAGCCGUCACGCCCAACGAGAAUGCCCGAGACCCAUGCGCGUAUGACGGGCGUGUAUAGCGGCACCACAUUGGAGUCGGUUGGUUUUUUUGCCAACAUCAUUACGCCCCUGGACCAGCUACAUGCCUUCAGCUUCAAGGUAUUAGACAUCAAGCAUGCCGUCUGCCCCGUGGAGCGAGUACCAGGAGGGGCUGUUGGGGGAGUGCCUGCUGCAUUGGCCGCCAUGAGAAGGAUGUUGCGACGAAUCAAGCAAACAAAAGGCCAUGAAGGCGACGUGGAAGAGAAGUCCGCCGAACAAGGGCUAUCGUCAUCGCCUCGGGAGCAGGAUGAGGAAGCCGCCCCGGGAGCACAGCAGGACAAAUCCUCCUGCAACGGGGCAGCCUCUACCGGACUUCCUCGUCGCCAGCUCACAGUCCAGUUCGCCGACGAAACCCUCGACAGCAUGGCAGACCCGGACUGUCCGCCAGGACACUCCCUCACCCGACGACGCUCUACCGCCCGCGAACGCGCACAGGAUCUCCUCACCUCCCCUACCGUAGCAGUAAGCAGCAACCGUCCCGCCGUGCCGGCCAAGCUCUUCUCCCCCAUCCACAUCCUCUCCAUCUUCUCGUGCGCGCUCAGCAUCGGCCUCAUCGUCAUGGCCGCCAUCUGCCAGGACGGCACGGCCAUCCUCGCCAUAACCCUCAUCUCGCUGGCUUCCACCGUCGUCGGCUACGCCUCGUUCUGGCGGCCCAUACUCAUGAAGCGUAAGCACACCAACGAAGUGCCCCGCGGCGACGUCCUCAUCCGCACCCGCGAGGGUGCCUUCGUCCUCGUCCGCUGCUCCGAGGAAGUGGCGCGGGAGCUGUACUCGGGCACCGAGGAGUGCGAGUACUACGUCGGGGGCAACACCUACCGUGCCCUCAUGGCCCUCGGCACCAUGCUCCUCAUGGUCAGCGUCGUGCUGCUGGGCAACUGCACGUGGGAUCUCAAGGUCUUCAUCGGCGCGAGCUACAUCGUCCUCAACGGCCUCUACUGGGGCCUGGGCAUGAUUCCACGCUCCUACUUCUGGGACCUGUCGCGCUACGAGUGGCACGACGUCACUCCCCCCGACGCCGCCAGGGCACACCUCGUCACAAACGAACUCGACCAGCGCGAGGGCCACCCCUCCUUCACAAGGACCCUGUGGUACGCCAUCAGAGAAACCGAGUUGACGGGCUGGGUUGAACGGAGCGGCGCCGCCCCCAGCACCCACCAGUGGAAGAAGUGGCUCCGCGAAGCAGAGCAGGCCGCUGUUGAAGGAAACAGAAAAUGGCCCGCCGUCGCCAGAAAGGACAUCAUUCUAAAGGAGAAUCUAAAGGCCGGUAGGGUGUUUGAUCAGGCAGCGCAGCAUGCGCCUGCUACCGAGGUCAGACCUCCCCCUGACUCUGGGAAUCGAUGGACAAAAGAUGGGACAUUUUAG
Messenger RNA from Metarhizium brunneum ARSEF 3297, 1623 nucleotides. RefSeq lists its product as uncharacterized. The record is from RefSeq and is a predicted model, not a curated record. Lineage: Eukaryota; Fungi; Ascomycota; Sordariomycetes; Hypocreales; Clavicipitaceae.